AUGUUUAUUUUCUUGAUGGUUUUGGCUAUCAGCUUUAUGUCAACUGAUAGUUUGACAUGUCAUCAAGUUGGAGCUGGAAAUUUGUCAAUUGCUGAUAGUUCGACAUCGACUGAUUGUGGAGUUGGAAGUUUGACAUGUGUCAAAGUUGUUGAUCUGACUCGUGGAACUUAUACAAAACAAUGUCAAUCGCUUAAUUGCACGGUGAGUUGUUUUUUUUUAUAAAUAAAUUCUCCCAUAGUUACCAUAACGACAGCAAUGAUUUGAUUAAAACUUGAGAAAAAUAAAUGUUUUCAGCUCAAUGGAGUGUCAAAUGCGGUUGCUAAUUGUGCGAAUACAUCAACUGUUACUGGAAAUAUGUUGACUUGUUGUUGUUACGGCGAUGGGUAAUUAAUUAAUUUUUGAAAAUUGAAAGACUAAAUUGAUUCAAAUUUUAGAUGCAAUUCUGCUCCACAUUCUGCCAGUUAUUUGGCAAUUCUGCUCACAGCACUUUCCGCAAUCGGUUUCAUUGUUUAG
Messenger RNA from Caenorhabditis angaria, 513 nucleotides. The record is from the annotation of a GenBank genome assembly. Lineage: Eukaryota; Metazoa; Nematoda; Chromadorea; Rhabditida; Rhabditidae.